This is a messenger RNA of Scatophagus argus, 2210 nucleotides long. It is a transcript of the gene pcbp4, whose product is annotated as poly(rC) binding protein 4. The record is from RefSeq and is a predicted model, not a curated record. Gene Ontology annotation, molecular function: mRNA binding. Gene Ontology annotation, cellular component: cytoplasm; nucleus. Lineage: Eukaryota; Metazoa; Chordata; Actinopteri; Scatophagidae. Gene Ontology annotation, biological process: negative regulation of mRNA splicing, via spliceosome. The coding region runs from base 796 to 2022 and encodes 408 amino acids. The transcript has 12 exons.
CUCAUGUCUCGAUGCUGUUCAUCAAUGAGAGCAGCUUUGCUCUUCGUCCUGUUCACCCUGCUGGUUUGACCCCUGAACACUCGGCUUCAGGUUCAGGUGUUAAAAACCUGCAAGUCACUAAGGAUUUCUCAGGAGUGCAAACCUGUGUUUUUACAUGAAAGCACAGUGCACGUGAUUGUGUGCGUCCAUCUAACGGCCAUUCAGUACAGCUCAUAAUGUAUUUGCAACAUCAGAAAACAUUAAUGCAAUAAUCUGACAUGAGGAAAUCCUCCGCCUCUGUGAACUAGAAUCCUCCCCGUCUUCACAGUGUGGUUUUGUAAAACAGGCACGCUGCUCAGGACAGCACUCAGUGUAAUCCUGCUACUGCGACAUAAAGUUUCCAUGAAAUAAGCAUUAAAAGUGUGUAAAAUUUCCCAUCAGGCCGCAUCAUGCCAAUCUGGACUUCCUGUAGAGGAGCUGCUCUCCAGGGACGCCAGUCAAUUUAACCGUGUUAAAUAAAGGCCUGCAGGGUUUUUUCCAGAUAUGUCACAGCCAAUGAAAUGUGAUAAUGGCCACUAACUCGGGACUGGGGACCUUAUCCUCAUCAUGCAGUGUGUGGUCUGUUAGCUCCCAGUCUGGGGCCUGAAGAUCACCUCGGUGUGAGGCUUUCCACAGAACUGAUGUUCACAGAAAGGAGAAACAGUGAAGAGAAUACGAGAAGAGAGCAGUGCGAGGAUCAACAUCUCUGAGGGCUCCUGUCCAGAGAGGAUCAUCACCAUCACAGGACAGACAGACUGUGUGUUUAGAGCUUUCACCAUGAUCACAUUCAAGCUGGAGGAGGACCUGGCAGCCCUUGUAGCCAAUGGCACGGUGACCAGCAAGCCUCCAGUCACCUUGAGGUUAGUCAUCCCGGCCAGCCAGUGUGGCUCUCUCAUCGGCAAGGGCGGCUCAAAGAUCAAGGAGAUCAGAGAGACGACAGGUGCCCAGGUGCAGGUGGCAGGUGACCUCCUUCCCAACUCCACAGAGAGAGAAGUGACGAUAUCAGGCAGCCAUGACGCCAUCAUCCAGUGUGUUAAACUCAUCUGCACUGUGAUUCUCGAGUCUCCGCCAAAGGGAGCGACUAUUCCAUACCGACCCAGCUCGACCCCAGGAGCUGUGUUGCUAGCAGGAAACCAGGUGUUCGAGGCGUCAGACUUUGGCUCUCACCCCCUGUUCUCAGUGGCACAGGGAGGAGUGGACCUGCAGCAAACCUAUGCAGUACAAAGUCACUACGGUGUUCCACCCUCAGAGGUAGCAAAGCUCCACCAGCUGUCAAUGCAGCAGCAGGGCCUGGCCCCCAUCAGCCAGUCAGCCGCAUCGGUUCUCCCUGGAGGAGUAGAUGCUUCUUCUCCAACCACGUCUCAGGAGCUCCUCAUUCCAAACGAUCUGAUUGGCUCAAUCAUCGGUCGCCAGGGCACCAAGAUUAAUGAAAUCCGGCAUGUAUCAGGGGCUCAGAUCAAGAUCGGCAGUCAGAUCGACAGCACCAGUGACCGUCAUGUCACCAUCACGGGCACCCCGAUAGCCAUCAACCUGGCUCAGUACCUCAUCACUUCAUGUUUAGAGACCGCCAAAUCCACUGCCCAGUCCUCCUCCAUGCCGUCUCCCGUUGACCUGACCAUGAGCUUCACCCAGUCUGCCCCCCCUGCCUCCGCCUCGUCCUCCUCCUCCUCCUCCUCCUCCUCACCCCUGGCAGCAAUGGGCGCUGCACUGCCCCACGCUCCCAUUCUGGGUGCUCCCUACGCCCUCCCCCUCUCCAGCCUCCUUGGGAUGAAAUCCAUCCCUUACCUGGCACUCUCCACCCCUCCUGCCUCAGCAGCGGUGGCGGCGGCGGCAGCGGCUGCUAUCGGGGCUCCUGUGUUACCUGCUUCGAUGCAGACAGCAGCGACGGCAGCCGUUCCCGUGCAGGCUCAUGCGGCAGCGGCCCUGGCAUCCUACACUGCCAAGAUUUCCUCCUCAGCCAAUGGAUUGAAGAAGCCGGAGAGACAGAAGUUUGCACCGUACUGAUGAACGGUAGAAUGACGGGAUGAGGCCAGUUUUAGAUGGAAGGGCAGUUUUAUUUUCCUUCUUUUACUCUCUCUCUCUGUUCUUACUUUCUCUUUCUCUCCAAUUCUUAUUCCAUUCUUUUUCAUCACUCAAGUGGGAUCAUUGGAGCAUUUGGACCAUAAUUUAACUAAAGAGUUUGGUCUAGCCCU